UCCGCAGCUGGCCGCCAGGCGAGCGACUGCCUUGACGUCGCUUGUCGUCCGCCCACACCGCAACGUUUGACAUUUCAGACGCAACGCGCGACAACAUUACAACCUCAAACCUCCUUACAUGGAAUUGCUUCAGUGUCACUUUGGAGCUGCUGAACACUGAACGAAUUAUUAUAAAAGACUAUUAUGAAAAUAUAUUUAUGACUUUACUGCUAUUAACUGAACACUUUUGGUGUAAUUAAAAUUAAUUGCACUGACGUUUUUUUAAGACUUAUGGAUUGAUUAAAUAAAAGAAAAAAAUUGUGAAGUGCUGGCUUGAAAAUGUAUAAGUGUAGUAUCAUUUCUAGUGAUCGUGUAAGUGACUGAAAAAGACCCGAAACUUGCUCACAAGUUUACGGCUCGUUAGUUCGGAGGAAAUCCGGAGAAGGAGAUCUUCGCCUGCUUCCGCUCAUCGGUGAUAAAUUUCACGACUAACGAAUAAACAAAUGGUUGGGUUUUUAACAUAUGCAGACAUCCAGUCGAAAACAUGACUUGGUGGCCGCGAGCGCGCGAGAAGGCUGUAUCAGGAUGAGCUGGCGUAUGGGGCGGAGCGCGCGCGCGGAGCGGGCCGCGUGAUGCGCGGCAGCGCGCGCGUAGCCGGCGGCGCGUCGCUCGCGCUCGCGCCCGCCCCGUGCGCGUGAUGCGCGCGGACUGCGCCGCGCUAUACGCGUGGCUCGUCUGUUGCGCUGCAGCUCUCUCUACGCACAAGUAUAGCACGCGCGUGAUCCGCACCAAGUACGGACCACUGCGUGGAAUCGUGGUGCAUUCGCAUCCACAAGUGGAAGCCUACCUUGGCGUUCCUUACGCAACUCCGCCGCUUGGAAGUCUAAGAUACAUGCCGCCGGUGACGCCAUCGCAGUGGCGCACCACGCGCCUGGCCGACGCCGCCGGGCCCGCCUGCCCGCAGCUGCCGCCCGCCGCUGCGCCGCGCGAAGAGGCGCUGCUGCUGCACCCACGCGCGCGCAUCCGACAGCUCGAGCGACUCUUGCCUGUACUCGCGAACCAAAGCGAAGAUUGCCUUUACGUCAACCUCUAUGUGCCUGUAAAUGGUAUAGAAGGGGAGAACGAGGGUGGAGGUCUGCCGUGUCUCGUGUUUGUGCACGGCGAGUCUUACGAGUGGAGUUCCGGCAACGCGUAUGACGGCACGCCGCUCGCGGCGCACGGUGGCAUCAUUGUAGUUACUAUCAACUUUAGAUUAGGUGUACUGGGUUUUUUAAAGACUGGUGCUAGAGGAUCAGCACAGGGUAAUUUCGGACUAAUGGACCUCGUGGCAGGGUUGCAUUGGUUGCGGGAAAACCUUCCUGCCUUUGGAGGGAACCCCGAAAAGGUUACACUAAUGGGACAUGGCACUGGAGCAGCACUCGCCAACUUUCUUGCAGUUUCGCCGGUUGCCAGAGAACUACUGAGGCGCGUCAUCUUAUUAAGCGGGUCGGGACUCAGCUCUUGGGCGUUGCAGAGAGAACCGCUCACGAUAAAAAGAAAGGUUGCGGAGCAGACAGGGUGCCACGGGGAUUUGCUGGAAGACGACCUGGCACCGUGCCUGCGCAACAAGCCCCUUACGGAGUUACUUGCGAUUCGGCUUGAUCCACCACGCUUCCUGCCCGGAUUUGCCCCAUUUGUCGAUGGCACGGUUAUCGUAAAUCCAUCUUCCGCUCCCCCUCCUACAGACAACUCCAGAUUAGGAGCGGGUGCGGCAGCAGUCGCCACGGCUGCCGGUCACGAACUUGCAGACUUCCCUCAUAGAGAACUUCUGUUUGGACUUACCACUACAGAAUCUUACUUGGAAUUCAAUGCUCAAGACUUGGAGUUCGGGUUCAACGAGAGUCGGCGAGACCGCAUUCUGCGCACCUUCGUCCGCAACGCCUACUAUUACCACCUCAAUGAGAUUUAUUCCACCCUAAAGAAUGAGUACACGGACUGGGACAAACCUGUGCAGAAUCCGCUUAGUGUGCGCGACGCUACGCUCGAGGUGUUAAGUGACGGGCGAACCGCAGCUCCUUUGAUAAGGCUGGGCUAUCUCCACGCGUUACGCGGUGGUACGACUUACUUCACUCAUUUCCAUCAUCUUUCGCUCGACAAAGACUAUCCACAGCGGCCGGGCUCCGUCCAUGGUGAGGAUCUACCCUACUAUCUCGGUGUUCCUCUAGCCCUGUCCCAUCACCAGCAGAACUUUACACAGCAAGAGCAACGGGUAGCUAAACUAUGUGUGCACUACCUCGCAAAUUUCGUCAAAUAUGGCAAUCCGAACGAUCCGUCAGCAACGCCGCCGCCCAGCACCGUGAUGGGAGAGUCUCCCCCCCUCGCUCCCGAUCAGACGGCCUACUGGGACACGUACGACACUAUCAACCAACUUUAUAUGGAAAUUAGUAGCAAAUCCGAGAUGAGGAGUCACUACCGCGGUCACAAAAUGUCGUUGUGGCUCUCCCUCAUCCCGCAGCUGCAUCGUCCUGGCUCUGACUUGCCCGACGCUGCCAUGCGGCAUCACCACUUCCAAGACGAUAACGCCAAUUAUUAUGAAGGUGCAGUGAGAACUCAGUCACUAUCACGUGCUCACGUGCCACACGUAGUGAACAUUGAUAUUGGAAGUGCACGCGGCGAUGGGAGAAGCACACAACCACCGCGCGCUGCGCCUCCGAAGCCAUCACCAGCUCCCCCAGCAUCUACAGAAUGCCCUCCAAAUGCUACAUCCACACCAAUGCAGCCUGAUGAUGCUCUUCUUCGAAGGCUUGCUUCAUCGCACUAUCAAUCAUACACUGCAGCUCUGACGGUUACCAUAGCUGUUGGUUGCUUCCUUCUCCUACUUAACGUUCUUAUUUUUGCAGGCAUUUAUCAUCAAAGAGGCUCCCGGCCUCGGCGGUGCAAGGACGACCUAGCUGAGGCCGGGAGCUCAUCGUCAUCCGAUAAUUAUGAUGGAAAAUUAGAUUACGAAGUUCGCGCAUUUGAUGGUAAAGGUUUCGGUUUUGAGUGUAAAUCCGCACACGUCCCUCGAGGUUCUGGUUCCAAAUUUGAUUUACGGACGUUAUCGGACUGUGGGGAACCUACUUUUGGAGAGUACAGCUGUUAUGACGAGAAACAUCGUGCGGCUCGUAGUUCGUUGCCUGAUGUAAGCGUAGGUAGCGCAAUAGAGGCAGGAAGUGUUGUUUGUAUCGAUACUCAGAAGCCAGAUAUACAAAAAGUGGAAGGACGAAGUCCAGAAGCUAUAGGAAGGACUAGCACUUUUGAACCACGUGUUGUAGAUAGUUCUACUCAGGUUAAAUUCGGACCCCUAGCAGAUUCUUCUGAUAACUCUGAAACGAAUGGUGAUUCUGAAUCCGGCGCCGCUGGAGGCUCAGGUAUUUUAAGAAAUCCUCCAGCGGCAACUACUCCAGUACCACCGGGGAUAAUGAAGAAAAGAGUACAGAUACAAGAAAUAUCUGUAUGAGAGUUAGAGAAAUUGGACACUGCUGUAAUUGUAGUGAACACUCGGACAAAGUUGUGAUUUAUAGAGUUUUCUUGUAAAUAUACACUAAUAAUAUUGUAUUCCCAGCCAAAUGUGUUAAUGACCUUGUAAAUAAUGUAUAUUAGUGAUGUAAGAUAAUGUCCGAUAAGGAAUAAUGCGUGCAAACUCACUGUAAAUAUAAUGUACGUACUCGUAUAUAAACACUUCAAAUCCCUAUCUCCUACCAUUUGGUUUAGUAUCUAUUGUUAUUGAUGAAACAGAAAUAUUAAACGGAUAUAAGCUUAAAAAGCGAAGCACAAUAUUCUUUAAGACGGUACGAACGAAAAGAUUUUUCUCUUAUCUCCGUUUCAUAUUUCUGUAUUAAAUAAAAAGUUAAAAAAGAUUGUAGAUUAUUGUGGGCCUAUUCGUACACUUAAUAAAUGUGAAUAUAACAAUAAUAUAGUGCGAAAAGACUAAACAUCUAGGUGUAUCAUAAUUUUAUCAAAGGAGAAGUGUUUCAGAAUUUGUAGGAUAAAAUAUUUAUAUUGCGUAUGUUGUAAUUUUUUGUAAAGUUAUUUUAAUUGAGACGUAUUAAUUUUAAGUAGUUUUUGAUAAGUAAAUAUUGAACACUAAUAUAUUAAUCAAUAUGACAAAUGGACGAGUACAUAAUAAUAAAGUUGUUAUCAUGUUUUCUUAGUAAAUUUUUCAGAUUUAGUAUAUUUUGUUUUCAAGAGGUUAACAGGGUACUAAAAAUUAUACCAAUAUUCAUUGAUAUGCAUUUCUUUAAGAGAUGUAUAAGUAAAAAUGUCCACUUAAAGACAUUCAACUUCUUACCUAAAUACCUACCUCUCCCCUGUUUAACUGACUUUAUAGUUACUUGUAAAAAAAAUACAUUUUAGUAUCCAGUUUCAUUAUAUAUUAUACCUAACAGGAAGUUUUAAGUCGAGAUACUUUUAGAGUGCGAAAAAAUGUAAGUAACUAAAAUAAAAGAACCAAAGCACAGUACUCGUCCAGAAUUUUAUCUUCCCAGGAAUUGAUGAUUUAAGUAAUGAUGAGUGAUUUAGUAAGUAAAUAUGCGUCAUUAUCCACAUUGUGACAAAAUGUGAUUUGUUAUAUAAUUAACUACUUUGUUUGUAAAUUUCUUAAACCAGCCGCUAUACUGAAAUUAUACUUUACUAAACAAUUGUUCAUAAGUCAAUGCGUAUGUAAGAUACAAUUUUUAGGAUAUCAGAGUAUUUAAAUAAAAUAAUAAAUACCCGUUUGCACUUAUUUUAGACAUGUACCCAAUGUGAUAUACUUGCAAUAUUUUUAUUACGAGUUUUUACAACUUGUACGUCAUAAUCGUCAUAAUACGUCAUAAUAUAUACGUCAAAAUCUUUUUAAGCAUCGAGAAACUUUCGUGCAUAAUUUUCGUUUUACCUCUCCGUCACUCGCUUCAUACAAUCGUAGUUCCAAUUUCAUUUGAAUAGUCCAUGAAAUUUUGCAGACAUAUUCUAGAAACUAAUAUGUGUCUGUGGUGUUUAACGUUUUACGUUUGUAUGAAGCAAGUGACGGAGAGACCCCUCUUAAUCAUCAAGCAAUGCGUGUGAGUUUACCUAAAUUGUGUCCUACAUACGCAUGUUAUCUAAAAUUGUAUAGGCAUAAAUGUGUUAUUGUUUAUAUUCUGGGCGAAAAAAACUUUAUAUACUUACCUAAAGACGUAUACAAUAUUAAUUAUGCAUACCAAAUUGUUGUCAAACAUUUAAUAUUAUCACUGUUAUCAUAAUUACGGAAUUGACUAACUUACUUUGAUGCGCAAGUGUUGUAAUGCGCACUAACGUAUUAAAUUAUUGUUUUUCUCUUUGUAAAUUACAGAUUUUAUUAAAGUAAUUUUGUAAAAAAAAACCGACGCGCUAAUUUUUAUCUUUGAUAUAACGUAUACCUAUAGAUUUUUUUUGUUGUUAUUCAAUAUUCAAUUUAAUUAAGUACAUGGCGUUAGCAUUGUGGUUGAAGGUAACUACUUAGUACUUUUAGUUGCAUAUUUUUAUAACCGAUUUUCCUUGAACGAUUUUGAAGACUGGGGCCAACGGAAAGCGUUCAAUCUCCAUAAUCAUCGUAUUUAUCAUCUAUCUCUAUGAGUUACCGAAUAACAACUAACUAUAUAUAUUACGUAAUAUACGUUAUAUCAAAGCAAAACUUUCUUUAAGGAAUUGUAUUAUCUUGCUUAAAAGUUUACAAAAAUGUGCCGUAAGACAAUUGUUUUUUUUUAAAUGAUAGGUCUGCUUAGUACAUUUCUUAUUAAUUGCUGAUUUUUAUCAAAACUUUUGAAAAUGACAUAAAUUUGCAAUUUUUUACUUAUUUAAAACUGUUGACUAACUGCAUUAAACCAUUUUUUUCCACACAUAAAAAUAUAUAUUAAUUGUAGGGCUCCGUAGGAAAAUAAGAAACCGUCAUAGUUUUGUCCAGUCCUUCUAUUCAGUCAGUCAGUGUGGCACAGCCAUUUUCAAAUUAAACUUUAUGAGCCUCAAAAUUUAAAAGUUAUAGAAAUACCGCUACACAGAGGCAUCACGACCAAACGUGGUACUUACAUUCACUUGACGCACGAUCCAAAAGUACUUGUUAAAGUUUACCCUUUCGAAUGAUAAUAUUAUUUUGUUGAAUAAGUCAUCUUAAAAUAAUGAUUAUCAGGUUUCUUCGAGAAUUUUAGAGAUGAACUUUCGUUUACGAAUCGUCAAAGUUUGUAGCAACGAAAAUGACUACGGAACCCUACCAAAUGCAUCUUCAAAACUCUGAGAUGCAUUAUUUAAUUAUUAUGAUGACACAGUAUGUAACAAUUAUUUUUUAAUGAGAUUUGAAGUACUCUUGUACAGAAUGGUGUGGUGUUCAUAAAUGUAUUUUAUAAUUAAAUAAAAAAGAACAUUGUGUUUGUCAUUUGUUUUGAAAAAACAGUUAAAAUAAAAUAUAAUGUGUUAAAACUCAACAUUUUGUUACAAUUUGGUGUACAUUUGGAGUGCGUAUAACAUGGUGUCGAAUAAAUAUUAUGUGAAACUUG
Molecule: messenger RNA, 6485 nt
Organism: Maniola jurtina (meadow brown)
Lineage: Eukaryota; Metazoa; Arthropoda; Insecta; Lepidoptera; Nymphalidae
Product: neuroligin-1-like
Exons: 15
Coding region: 677-3457 (926 amino acids)
Biological process (GO): synaptic vesicle endocytosis; postsynaptic membrane assembly; neuron cell-cell adhesion
Cellular component (GO): synapse; cell surface; postsynaptic membrane
Molecular function (GO): signaling receptor activity; neurexin family protein binding
Source: RefSeq, a predicted model, not a curated record